Maudiozyma saulgeensis is the source of this 768-nucleotide messenger RNA. The record is from the annotation of a GenBank genome assembly. NCBI's taxonomy places the organism in Eukaryota, Fungi, Ascomycota, Saccharomycetes, Saccharomycetales, Saccharomycetaceae.
AUGUACGCCAAGACUCUACUAUUCCUAGCUGCCGCCGCUCUAGCCAACGCUCAAACCGCUGCUCAAAUUGCUGAACUAAACGUUAUCAUCGCUGAUGUCAAGGAUAACAUGGCCGACUACACUUCCCUAGCUACCUCCGGUUCUCUAUCUCUAUCCGAUUUACCAACUGGUAUCAUGCCUCUAGCUAUGGCCGUCCAAACCGCCACUGACGAUUCUUACACCACCCUAUACUCUAACGUCGACUUCGAUGCCGUUGCCACUUUCCUAACCAAGUUGCCAUGGUACUCUUCCAGACUAGAAGCUGCUAUUGAAUCUGCUACUGCUGCUGUCGGUGGUGAUGAAACCACUUCUACCGCUGUCGCCGCUGCUACUUCUUCAAUCACCUCCGUUGUUGAUUCUUCUGCCGCUGUCACUGGCACCGCUGCCACUGAAACUGCUUACUCUUUCAGAAACACUACCGUUACUGUCUGUGAAGCUACUUCUUGUCACGUUACUUACGUUACCGAAACUGUCUGUAACCACCCAGAAAUCUGUCAAGCUAAGACUACUAUUCCAGCUACCACUGUUACUGAAACCAUCUGUACUCACCCAGAAGUCUGUGGUUACAAGAACGGUACUCAAACUUCCGCUACUGGUUACAAGAACGGUACUUCUAACGGUGCUGGUAAGACUACCGCUGGUCUACAACAACAAACCGCUAACGGUGCUGUCAAGGCCGUUGCUGGUCUAGGUGCCGGUGCUCUAGCCGCUGCUGCUCUAUUGUUAUAA